This is a messenger RNA of Megalobrama amblycephala (Wuchang bream), 6672 nucleotides long. It is a transcript of the gene drd1b, whose product is annotated as dopamine receptor D1b. The record is from RefSeq and is a predicted model, not a curated record. The coding region runs from base 1281 to 2621 and encodes 446 amino acids. The transcript is spliced from 2 exons. Lineage: Eukaryota; Metazoa; Chordata; Actinopteri; Cypriniformes; Xenocyprididae. Gene Ontology annotation, cellular component: plasma membrane. Gene Ontology annotation, biological process: vasodilation; G protein-coupled dopamine receptor signaling pathway; adenylate cyclase-activating adrenergic receptor signaling pathway. Gene Ontology annotation, molecular function: G protein-coupled receptor activity; dopamine neurotransmitter receptor activity, coupled via Gs.
AUUCCGAAUAGUGCGGAACUAAUCACUAUGGAAUAAUUAUUUAAUGAAUGUGAAAAGGAAUUCAAAAAGAUACAAUUCACAAUUGGAUUGCUAACUAGUAUUUAUUUAUUUAUUUUUUAAAUAAGUGCUAGUACCAUAAAGACAAGUUGGUUUGAAGAAAUACAGUACAUGUUAAAACGGCUUGCCAUAACUUCAGACUUGUCAGAGCUUGUCUGAGAGAGCCCAGCACAGAAGACUGCAAGCCUUCUGAAAAACUCAAGCAAACUAUCUGACUGCCAAAAACAAACCUGAUGAUGCUCAAGACUGCAUCAAUCCCCAGAGACAGACAUGCAACAGUGCAUUAAAUAGAAGUAAAUAUAGCCUACUUUUAAAACUAAUUGGUGUUUUUCUUUAUCUUUUAGUUUUUUUUUUUUUUAGUAAUGCAUUGUAAAGUUGACAUUGUACGAAUAUGCACGCUCCACUGCCACCGCUGCUGCACAUGUGAUGCUGCGCGACCAGACGAGUGAGUAUGAGCUGUAAUUCCACAUGAUGUACUUGGGAUGACAGCAGCCUUUCCAUAUAAGGACCGAUGCAAACGCUUUAAAAUCACUUUUAAGGAAAACUAAAAGAAGGAAUAUGUUUUUCUUUACGCGCAAGAUGGAACGGGGACAAAUCGGACGGCUGUAACGUGAGAAGUGCGCUCGAAUCGAGAUGCGCUGAACGCAACACAAUACUGGAUGUAUACAGGAACGCACCGCAAAGAGGAAUGAAAGACUUUUUUUCUGCUGGUUAAGUGAACCCCUUUGGCAAAGCGCUUGAGAAAAGGAGCGGAGAAAUCUUGUUAUGAAAUGCGCAUCUCUUCUUGUUUCUCAAACGAACUGUCACCCGUUCUCUCUGUAACAGAGUCUGCUUUGGGAACAACAUGACACGGAUGCGCUUCAGCUGUCAUUAGCGGGGACAAAUCAGACCAACGCAGCGGCAAUCCGGUCAAUACUAUCGAUAAGCUCAUAUAUAAGGCUAAUCAUCACGCCUGCCUAUGUUUGCUUAAACCUGUUUGGGAGAGUAUGCUGUGGGACGAUGAACAAACUGCUGACAAGGUCUGUGGGAGAUCAUGGAUCCGUUUUUGAGCUCCUCAAGAGAUUUUAACACUGAAAUUAUGAUAUUUGUUUUGCAAGAUGACUGCUGCAGUCAGCAUAGCGACGGACAAAGCAGAUCAACUAGUUGCUCCGAUUCCUGUGUAAGCACUCUUGGUUUGGUCUGGAAUUAUGGGGUGACCGCUCAUUCGACUCGGUGAAAAAGCCAUGGAUGUGAACUACUCCACGGUCCUGGACAGCAGUGUGUCGCAGCGCGAUCCGUCGAAGCGAGUUCUGACUGGUUGUUUUCUCUCGCUCCUCAUACUGACCACCUUACUGGGCAACACGUUGGUCUGCGCUGCUGUUACGAAGUUUCGCCACCUGCGCUCAAAAGUCACCAACUUCUUUGUUAUAUCGCUGGCUAUUUCUGACUUACUGGUGGCCAUUUUGGUGAUGCCAUGGAAAGCGGCCACCGAGAUUGUAGGUUUUUGGCCAUUCGGCGCCUUCUGCGAUGUCUGGGUGGCCUUUGACAUCAUGUGCUCCACCGCCUCCAUCUUGAAUUUGUGCGUCAUUAGCGUGGACCGUUACUGGGCCAUUUCUAGCCCGUUCCGCUACGAGCGCAAGAUGACGCCCAAGGUGGCGUUCAUCAUGAUAAGUGUGGCAUGGACGUUGUCAAUCCUUAUCUCCUUCAUCCCAGUGCAGCUAAACUGGCAUAAAGCCCAGACAACCAGUUACACGGAGCUGAACGGCACCUACGGCGAGCUUCCCCCAGACAACUGCGACUCCAGCCUUAAUCGGACAUAUGCCAUCUCCUCUUCCCUGAUCAGUUUUUACAUACCCGUGGCCAUUAUGCUGGUCACUUACACCCGCAUCUACCGCAUCGCCCAGAAGCAGAUACGCCGGAUCUCUGCGCUAGAAAGAGCGGCCGAGAGUGCCAAGAACCGCCACAGUAGCAUGGGUAACAAUGGCAGUAUGGAGUCCGAAAGUUCCUUCAAGAUGUCCUUCAAGCGUGAAACCAAAGUUCUCAAGACCCUCUCGGUCAUCAUGGGCGUUUUCGUGUGCUGCUGGCUGCCCUUCUUUGUCUUGAACUGCAUGGUUCCUUUCUGCAACCCGAACGAGAGCGCAGACUUCUUCUGCAUCAGUUCCACCACCUUCGAUGUCUUCGUCUGGUUCGGUUGGGCCAAUUCCUCACUCAACCCCAUAAUCUAUGCCUUCAAUGCUGACUUCCGCAAGGCGUUCUCCAUCCUGCUGGGCUGUCAUCGGCUCUGCCCGGGCAGCAACGCUAUAGAGAUUGUGAGUAUCAACAACAACGGUGGCCCUCCGUCUACUUCUCAGUAUCAGCCUAAGGGCCACAUCCCCAAAGAGGGCAACAACAGCAACUAUGUGAUCCCUCACAGUAUCCUCUGCCAGGAGGAGGAGACCCAGAAGAAGGAGGACGACUCUGAGAUAAAGACCUUUGAGAAACUGUCACCUUCCAUGUCGGGGAAUUUGGAUAGCGAUGCGGAAGUCUCGCUAGAAAAGAUCAAUCCCAUAACACAAAACGGGCAGCACAAAUCCAUACCCUGCUGAGUACUGGGUGAGAUCUGACCCCAAGAAAGAAUCCUUGUUUCUAUACAGUACGGAAUCCAAAAAAAGCUUCACUGAGGACCUUAAUAACAAUUCUUGGACUAAAUGAAACUUGCGGAAAACAAACGAAUGUUCCAAUUGAAGGCACUUUAUGCUGGAUAACUAUCUGCAAAAUGUUCACAGCAUUUAUUAUUGACUUUAACAGGUCAGUUGUCGCAAGACAUCAAUGGAAAGUAUUGUGAAUAAACCAUGUAUGCAUAUGUAUACAUGUUAUGAAUUUGAAAUGUGUAUACAUGUGCAUGCCCAUGUGGUUGUGAUAAAACUACUGUUGUUAGUAUAAGGAAAAGAGUUAGGUCGCUAGUAAAAUAUCUUGUAGGUGAGUUUACCUAAAAUGGCUCACAAGUAGUGAAAUUUGGUUGACAAUAAAAUGUACAUAGUGUUGUUUAUAUUUUUCACCAUUUAUCAGAGUUGGCUAAGUCAACAUCUCCAUACGCUGCUAGUUGUGAAAUUGUAUGUGCGAACCACCCCAUAAUGUGACUUGAGAGCAGUAGCCAUUCUCAACCUAGUCUUCAAUGUGUGCAUUGGUGUGAUGUCAAAGAAGUCAGGGGGCAGUGGAUUUUUCUGCUAUGUGAUUUAUCAGCUGUGGAAGUGGCCAUGAUAUUUGGAUGUAAUUUUUAAUGCUUAGAUGUCAAAGACAUUACUUACCCAUCCCAACCCCUUCCUCACCCCGUUAGCCCUACACAUGUCACAGUGCAGGACAGCACAGGGAAAAUAUGAUCCCAGCAGUCGUUACCUACACUUCAGUUGUCAUUAUGCUCACAUAUAUACUUGUAUCCAUCACAGGGUGAAUUUAAAUGUUAGAAGAAGCCUCUUAGUUCUGCUUCUCCUCUUUAAAUCCAUCCACUCUAAACGUACAAAUGUAGUUUCAGGCACCACGGCUGCCUUUAAACAGUUUCUUUUGCCAACUCUUCGUGGAUGAACUUUGCUCUAGGACAGUGUGGAAUACAGCUAAUGCACAAUGGAAAAAUGUAAUUACUGUAUCUUAUGCAACGCAUCUGUCCAGCCACCCAGAAAGCUGCUGUGACCUUGCCGAAAACACCAUAGGAAGCACUCUGUAGGUCUUUCUAGCGCUUCAAAGCAUAUCCAGGAUAAAAACCAUCUUGCAUCAUGCAUAUAGUUAUUGUGCAGAAUCCAGUCCCUGAACUGUUAUGUCAGCUGUCAGAUUACCAACAUAUGUCACAUCCUAAGGUACAUUGUCUCUCAAAUUGCCUUGGAACAAUUUAACCAUUUUAGUUCAUUUGUCCAAACAGAAUCUGUGGCGUAUAAACUGCCGUCCCACUUUUAAUAAUUUGUUGAGCUGUUUUGUUUGGUUAUGUAACUGCCCUUGAUCUAAGUUAAUUCCAGGGACUACCAUCCAGCGAGCGCUUCCCAUGAACAUCGGGAUUUGACCGAACUGACACGCAUGAGCUUGUUCUCAGAGUGCAUUAGGGAAAAAAUGCAAACCAGACCAACAUAUUUACUCUAAAUCAAUGACGGUAGCUUUGAGAUCAGUUUGCCCAUUUUUAGCUGAUCAUAGAAACCCAUUUAGUUCACUGCGACUCUUAUAACUGAGAGCAAAUCUCUUAUAUUUUGCCUUCAAUAAUACUCUGUGCCAAAAUGCUGAGGACAUCAUGAUCAGCAGACUUCCUGCCAGCGUCCUUCUCUCUUACUCUAAUAUUCCCUUCUCUCUAAAAGCUUGACAGAAAGAACUGUUCUGUAUGUUUGACUCCAAACUAGAUAACAUACAGUAAGUGAAUAUGUACGUAACGGACUUGGACAACUUUGAGAGCUAGACUAGAUGAACAGAGACUUCAGUACACAUAUUUGUCUAAAAUUGGACAUGUGCUCCAGGGAAUUUUCCAAAAGACUUGUUUACUCACCCACUUGUCAAAGAUCCGUUUUCCAUAAUGCUGCUAUGGAAAUUUUCAGCUAUAUGUUUUAUUUAAUUCCAGAAAGUUUGUCUUAAUGAUCAUCACGUGUGUAACUCAAAUGCUAUUGUUGGAAUAUUUAGGAUGGUUGGUUUCAGCAGCAUUCAGUUAGGCAACAUCAGAUUUAUUCUCUCCAAUGAGGUGAUUAGCAUUUAAAAUGAACCCCAGUGACAUUCUGAAAAGUCCCAGGUGCUUCUUUUAUUGCAAAUGCUAAGGUAUUCCCAGAACUGCUGGGGAACCACGGGUAGUCCUUUAAUUAGAAGUGAAUAACAUAACAGUGGGCCGAGUUUCUCGUUUUCUUUCUUACCAAAGAUUGCAGGUUUAUCUUUUGAUUUUGCAGGUGUUGCUUUAUACAAAAAAACAGUGAUUUCAGGUUGAGAGCUGUCGUUUUCUGUUUCUUUCGGAGGAGGCUGAAAAUGACGGUGACAAUGGCAAGAACUUACGAUACUGUGUGACAGUGGCAGCACAACCCCCUUGAAACAUAACUUUAUCAGCUGCAUUGUACCACUGUUUAUGGACAUUCAUUCCAAGGUGAUACAAAAAGGAUUAUUUGACACCUUAACCUCAGAUGCUCAACGAAUAUGCGCAUUGUAACAUAAACAGGAGAAAAAACUGUGUUGUAAGAUGUUAAAAUAGAGAUGUGAACACAAGUGCUUUUUAUCUUUAAGUCCUUAAUUGUGAGUAGAGAAAACAAAUGUACAUGACGUUUUCAUGUGGGUUUGUCAUGCAGUUAAAGCACUGUACCGGUUUCCGUGAUCCCAUCAAGUAGGAUGUGUUCCUGGAUUAACAUGUUUUGUUUGUCCUGGAAUAACAUUCUUGUCCUGACGUUAGCAUGAUCUACCCCCGAAACCAGACAGAGAUGAUUGGUUGGGAAUGUUUUUGAAGCCCCAACCGCAGCCUUGAAGGAAUAUUCUGAGUUCAGUACAAGUUCAAUCAACAGCAACCACAAUUACCAAGAAAAUAAGUUUGUCUCCUCUCUCAUUUUUCUAAAUAAUAAUAAUAAAUGCAGUGUUACAGUAAGGCACUUUAAAUGGAAGUGAAUUGGGGACAAUUUUUGAAGGAUUUGAAAGCAGAAAUGUGAAGCUAAUAGUUUUAUAAAAGCAUUAUUCUGUUAAAACAUGCAUUAUUUAAGAUGUUAAAAUGGUUCAGACAUUUUUGUGCCAAUGACACUGUAAGACUGGAUAUAACUUUACACAGAAAGGGUUUUCACACUAAAAUCAUGCUAACAUGCAUAUUGUGGCUAUACUUUUGAAACUGAGUAUUUCAUUAUUUACGGUCUGGUCCCAUUCACUUUCAUUGUAACUCAAAAGUUUUGCUUUUCUUAAAGAAAAUGAGGGAGGAGUGAAAAAACAACAUUGCGGCACAAAUGUUGUCGACUGAGCUUGCCCUGAACCCAAUAUAUUCCUUUAAGCCCAUGCCGCAGUGUUGUCAAAAGUACCGACUUGGUACUCCGAUACCAAGUCAGUACUGAAAUUUAAAAAAUGUGAUGCUUUGAGCACUAUCGAACGGAUUCGUAAACACCUCUGAUUGGCCAUUGUGUUCACCUGCUCAUCAGAUAUGUCUCUGAUUGGCUACAAUGAUCAACGCUUCAAAUACAUGUUGUAAAUAGACAUCAAUGACGCUCUUCACCGUGCGGUAGCUGAUAGACGUCUGCUUUUAAAUGUUCACGCUUACAAAUUCAGAGAUGCUACAGCUACCGUGCGUUUAUUAUUGUAACCAAUCACAGACAUAUAUGUUGAGCGCGAGAACACAAUGGCCAAUCAGAGGUGUUUCGAAUCCGCUCAACAACGCUCAAAGCGUCACAUUUUAAAAAUUUCAGUAAUGACUUGGUAUCGCGGUUGGUACUUUUGACAACACUACUAUGCCUAACCUCAAACCUAACCUGAAAAAUUUAAUUGGUUGACAGGAAUGUUGUUCCAGGACCAUCAAGGAUGUCAAUCCGGGAACAUGUCCUACUUGGCAAAGUCACUGGCCGUCUCUGUACAGGUUCAUAUGUGUGCUGCAGUUCUUCAAGGUAUACCCAACAAAUUUAUUACAGUACCUAGUUUACAGUUUGUAUAAAACGGUCCCUUUCUAUUUGCUAAAUA